AUGUGUACGAACAGCGUACUCUUGAGAAACCUCGAAUAUUACAUAGACGAGCUGGUGGACUGUUUCCAAGAGUUCGUGAAGAGGUCUAUAAUAGUACUGACUGUGGCGUUAGGAACCAUCAUCUUGUUGGUCAUGUAUGUGAUCAAGGUGCUGUCUGAGCGAUCUCCUGGCCCACAGAUGGUAACAUGCCACCCAGGAGAAAGUAACGUAUGUUGCCUCGAUGACGUCGAUGGCACUAUUUGCACAGGUCUCGCGGAGGACUCUGACUCUGAAUCCUCAGAAGAAUGUCAAGCCCCAGAGGAAACGUCAUCUGAAGAAGAGGAACCUGUCAAAGUAAAAAAACCCAAGAAAGUCAAAGAAGAGAAAGUCGAAGAGAAAGUUGUAUAUAAAGUCGAAGAUAAAGUCGUAUAUAAUGUCGAAGAACCAGUCGAAGAAGUAUAUGACGUUGAAGACGAAUUAGAAGACAUUGAAGAUGUGCUCGAAGAUAUACCAAUAGUUGAAGAUAUACCUAAACCUAAAGAUAAACCUAUACCUUCUUUUGAACCAAAGCCAGAACCUAAACCUGAAGUUAAGGAAGAACCUAUAGAACCUAAACCCAAAGCUAAGCCGAUUGACAACUAUAAUAGCAAAAUGUAUUUUAAACAAGAAGAGGACAUUAAGGAAAUAGAACCUGAGAUUGAAUCUGUCACUCAGCAGGUAUUGAUAUCGCAACCGAGUUUCGAUGAAGCAGUUCUGAGGGAAAUUGGAUUUUCUUGCUGUGCCAAGCCCUGCAUUGUUACACUAGAAGCUGGCUGUAAGAUCAAGAAACUUGCGGUGUGCCCAGCUGAUCCACCAUGCAAUAACCCAUGCAAACCGAAACCUGCAGUGUGUUCACCUGCGCCAUGUGAUCCGAACCCGUGCCCAGCCAAACCGAAACCUUCAGUGUGCGGACCAGGACCACCAUGUAAUCCAACCCCAUGCUCGGGCAAACUGCCGAAACCUACAGUGUGCUCAAUUGAACCACCAUGCCCAGCCAAUCCGAAAACUUCAGUGUGCUCAACUGGACCACCAUGUAAUCCAAACCCAUGCAAACUGAAACGUUCGUGCCCAAAUACCGCAUGCAAUAACUCGUGCGUGACCAGGCCGAAACAUACCGUAUGCCCAAAUGAUCCACCUUGCAGUAACCCAUGCAUGCACCCAUGCAUGGCCAAAUCAAAAGAUAAGAUGUGCCCAAAUAAUCCACCCUGCAGUAACUGCAGUAACGUAUGCAGUCAAUCAUGCAACCCAUGCCUUUCCAAACAUCUGUCCACUCGCCGUCCUUGCACAAAGUUCAUAUCAAACCGCAACUCCUGCUGCUCAAUGUGCUGCUUAGACGAGCCACAGUGGAUGAUAGACAAAACCAACAACACUUGAAGAAACGGCCCAAAUUCAACCUUAUAUUAUAACACUUAAAGAACAAAACGCAUUGAUAUCAACGACAACGAAAUUUUCGUAAAAAUAUAUAAAACGUCUUGACUCGUUUGUAUUUGUUCUUUUAUGAGUUUUUUAUAUAUUAUGCUAUAUUCUUUGAGAACAUAACGUGCGCAUAGAAUGUUGUUAGUUAGGUUAUAUCAUAAUAUUGUAGUGUAUUUUUGUCUUGUUAUUAAUUUAGUAGUUUAUAGAACAAUGUUCGUAUUAGUGAACGUCAAAAUAAAAAAGUAAUUCUAAAAA
This is a messenger RNA of Helicoverpa zea (corn earworm), 1689 nucleotides long. RefSeq names its product pollen-specific leucine-rich repeat extensin-like protein 1. The record is from RefSeq and is a predicted model, not a curated record. NCBI's taxonomy places the organism in Eukaryota, Metazoa, Arthropoda, Insecta, Lepidoptera, Noctuidae. The transcript is spliced from 6 exons. The coding region runs from base 1 to 1392 and encodes 463 amino acids.